AUGAUUAGGAAGCUAACCUUCAAUCAGCUGUGCAUGAUGUACGCCAGCACCAACGAACAGUUGAAAAACGCGCUGAACCUGAAGAUUUUUAUCCACGCGGAUAGCACCGACGAGUUGGAAUGGAAAAGUGUAUUGAGCGAGGCAAGCGGAGGGAGGGUAUAA
This is a messenger RNA of Aspergillus melleus, 162 nucleotides long. RefSeq lists its product as uncharacterized. The coding region runs from base 1 to 162 and encodes 53 amino acids. Gene Ontology annotation, molecular function: actin binding. The record is from RefSeq and is a predicted model, not a curated record. The transcript has a single exon. Lineage: Eukaryota; Fungi; Ascomycota; Eurotiomycetes; Eurotiales; Aspergillaceae.